This is a messenger RNA of Wallemia ichthyophaga EXF-994, 531 nucleotides long. RefSeq lists its product as uncharacterized. Gene Ontology annotation, molecular function: protein binding. NCBI's taxonomy places the organism in Eukaryota, Fungi, Basidiomycota, Wallemiomycetes, Wallemiales, Wallemiaceae. The coding region runs from base 1 to 531 and encodes 176 amino acids. The transcript has a single exon. The record is from RefSeq and is a predicted model, not a curated record.
AUGAAGCAACUACCGAUUGAAUUGAUAAAUGAAGUUAUUUAUGAAUGUACAAAGCCUACGCUGAAGCAACUGCGACUGGUCAACACGCAGCUAAACGAGCUCAUUGCCGACAGCCUGUUUGAGAGCUGCUAUUACAGCCCAGAGCUGCUUUCAUCGGACAAGGUGGCGCUGGUUAAGAAUCUAAUCGUAGAGAAUGAUCCUUCACUUGACACUCUACUAGAGACGCUGCCGCGGUUCAAUCACCUAAACUCAAUCACCCUAAGCCCUACACUCGCCACGCUGAUUUUCGAAGAUCCUGCACUGGACUCAACAAUGGCACUCCAGAAAGCUUGUCCAUCUCUCCGCCAAGUCACUUUCGCAGGCGAUCAGGUCUUCAAAAUCGUUAAUCAGCCAUCCGGAAUCGAAUUCUUCAAGACCAAGAUCUCAGACUGCAACGACGUCAACCUGUGCUCCUCCUGCGAUUGCUCUCCUAACCGCUACCAGCCCAAGCUUAUGCUCAGAAAGAGAAGGACACUGCGAGUUGCCUACUAG